AUGGCGAUCGACGUGCUGAGAGGGCCAAUGGUGCACGCGUUCUACGUGACGGUGCUGAUCACGCACUUUGCGAUCACCGAUGAAGUGUUCAUGAAUAAAAUCGAGGAGCUGCAGAACGGAAGUCGCAGUGGAGACAACGCGCUGAGGUCUUUGAUCGCGUCCUUCAACUACAUCGCACGGUUGUCGGUACUGUCACGGAUCUUGGCUUCAGCCGCGGUGUUCAUCCAGGGACUGCGUGUUCUCAACACGUUCUGCAACCACAAUGGCCUGAGCGUGCUCAGUCGGUCGAUAACCAAGGCGAUCUGCUGGUGCGGGACUUUCGCCGUGACGUUCUUCGUGAUCUUCAUGGCGUUCGCCGUAUCUGGCGCCAUACUGUUCGGCAAUCGA
Molecule: messenger RNA, 387 nt
Organism: Phytophthora sojae
Lineage: Eukaryota; Oomycota; Peronosporomycetes; Peronosporales; Peronosporaceae
Exons: 1
Source: RefSeq, a predicted model, not a curated record